This is a messenger RNA of Symbiodinium necroappetens, 229 nucleotides long. Lineage: Eukaryota; Dinophyceae; Suessiales; Symbiodiniaceae. The record is from the annotation of a GenBank genome assembly.
AUGGCACGAGAUGCCGAGGUGGCGUCUAGCUCAAGGGGCUCCCUUGCAGAGAACGAUCCCAUCAACCUUUGUGAGAUCAACACUGCAUCCUGGAAUUCGAACUGCUCACGAUCGCGCUCGUGGAUGGGUUCCUGGAACCCGCGCCCGGUACCGCGAAGCAUGCAGGACAUCAUGGCUGACCUGGCCUUCUUCGGACUUCACGAGUCCCCGGCACCAGUGACCGAACCAG